UUAAGAACGCACUAGAGACCUCAGCAGCAAUGGCAAGAACCAAGCAAACCGCUCGUAAGUCUACCGGAGGCAAAGCUCCAAGGAAGCAGCUCGCUACUAAAGCCGCCCGUAAGAGCGCCCCGGCCACCGGUGGAGUGAAGAAGCCUCAUCGUUACAGGCCCGGCACCGUGGCUCUGAGAGAGAUCCGCCGUUAUCAGAAGUCAACCGAGCUGCUGAUCCGCAAACUUCCCUUCCAGCGUCUGGUGAGAGAAAUCGCUCAGGACUUCAAGACGGAUCUGCGCUUCCAGAGCUCUGCUGUCAUGGCCCUGCAGGAGUCCAGUGAGGCUUACUUGGUCGGUCUGUUCGAGGACACCAACCUGUGCGCCAUCCACGCCAAGAGAGUCACCAUCAUGCCCAAAGACAUCCAGCUGGCCCGCCGUAUCCGCGGAGAGCGCGCUUAAGACCGCAUUACAACAUUGAACCCAACGGCUCUUUUAAGAGCCACCCAAAUCCUCUGAAUGACAUAAUUUCCAUUUUUUUCCGUUAAGUUUCCCUGUACUAACCUAAUUAUUAGAAUUGACACACGUGCCAUUAAAACCAUGAUGCGUGAUUACAAUAUUGGUUCUAUCUGCCAUGUACUGUCUUAACCUUG
Misgurnus anguillicaudatus (oriental weatherfish) is the source of this 631-nucleotide messenger RNA. Lineage: Eukaryota; Metazoa; Chordata; Actinopteri; Cypriniformes; Cobitidae. The record is from RefSeq and is a predicted model, not a curated record.